Messenger RNA from Suillus clintonianus, 2884 nucleotides. Its product is annotated as ATP-dependent protease La. Gene Ontology annotation, molecular function: ATP-dependent peptidase activity; ATP hydrolysis activity; serine-type endopeptidase activity. The record is from RefSeq and is a predicted model, not a curated record. The transcript has 11 exons. The coding region runs from base 59 to 2767 and encodes 902 amino acids. NCBI's taxonomy places the organism in Eukaryota, Fungi, Basidiomycota, Agaricomycetes, Boletales, Suillaceae. Gene Ontology annotation, biological process: protein processing; protein targeting to peroxisome; protein catabolic process. Gene Ontology annotation, cellular component: peroxisomal matrix.
ACACGACGACGACGACGGCGUUAUUAAUUAGACAACAAGCUCGACGACGACGACAGUGAUGGGGUCACCUAAACUUCCAGUUCUUCUACUUCCUCAUCCAUUAAUACUACUACCAACUGCUCGACUUACGCUUCCCAUCAGUCGUUCGCUCGCCGACGCUAUUAUCUCACACUUGGAUGAUUCUGAUGCAGUUCUCGCUGCAUUACCACUUCCUGCUCCUGACUCACCUUCCGAAGUUACAUACGGAACUGCUGCAAGAGUAGUGCGUCUUGUAAGACCAAGAAACCUUACUCAGCAAUAUCUACUUUCCCUCCACGGCGUCGCGCGCGUUCGUCUCCCUUCUCCAAUUCAAAUAGACCAAUUAGAGUGUCUUCCUAUUCACAAUGUCGUCUAUCCUUCUUCUGAAGGCACGCCUUCAAGAGACACAGUCGAAUCAUUCAAAGACGCUGCUCUCAUCCUCCUCGAUCGUCUUGCAAAGGACUCUCUCCAGCAACAACGAAAGGACGACUGGCUAAGAGUAGCUGCAAUAGUAGAGGAUAUUUCAGAACAACGUGCGGCUUGGAUGGCAGACGUCCUCGUAGCCGCUGUAUCACCCCAAUACCCAGACAAACUCGCAUUCCUGGCUGCUGCGGACGUAGAGGACCGUCUCCGUCGCGCUACAGAACUCUUCGUCAAACAGUCUUCUAUUCAAGAAGUCUCAAAGAAGAUCGCAUCAGCUGUAGACGAGUCCCUUUCCCGCCAACAAAAGGAAUACUUUCUCCGUCAACAAUUAGCAGCAAUUCAACGCGAGCUACAUAGUUUACACAGCUCUCCUGCUACUGCCGGUCCCGGCUUCGGUACGGGUGGUGCUAUAAGCGAGUUGGACGACGACGACCAGGCAGAUGCAGAUGACCUCGCUGAUUUACGCCGCAAGAUUGAAGCCCUAGACGUUGGUUCAGAGGAACGCAAAGUCGGCGUCCGCGAGUGGCGCAGGUUGAAGAGGAUUCCUCAGGGAAGCGUCGAGAAUGGUGUCAUUCGCUCAUACCUGGAAUGGCUUACGUCCGUGCCAUGGCCAUCAAACACCACUACUACCCCUCUUGAUGUUUUCAAGGACCACAGUUUCCUCACCAGAGCACGCGCACAGCUGGACGCAGACCAUUACGGCCUCGACCAGAUAAAACGCAGACUCAUGGAAUAUCUUGCAGUCGUGCGUUUGCGCGCCAUCGCAGAUGCAGCUCAGACUCAGGGGAAUAAUCCCGCAACGGAUGCUUCCCCUGUCGCUGUAUCCACCCCACCAACGAAGAACAAGGGCGUAAAGGGACCAAUACUCUUGUUUGUCGGUCCCCCCGGAACAGGAAAAACAUCUCUUGGACAAUCAAUUGCAAAGGCUCUGAGAAGACCAUUCCAGCGGAUAUCACUAGGCGGCGUUCGGGACGAAGCAGAGAUCCGUGGACACCGGAGAACAUACGUGGCAUCCGGACCAGGCUCUAUCGUCCAAGCUCUCCGCAAAGCUGGCAGAAAUGAUCCCGUAAUCUUAUUGGACGAAGUGGAUAAAGUGGGACACAGUAAUUUCCACGGCGAUCCUGCUGCCGCCCUUCUUGAGGUUCUCGAUCCUGAACAAAACCAUUCCUUCAACGAUCAUUAUAUCAAUGUACCUAUAGACCUCAGUCAGGUGCUUUUCAUAUGCACGUCCAACACUCUAGAUACGAUAUCUGCGCCUUUGCUCGACCGAUGUGAGGUGGUUGAACUAUCAGGAUACACCUACGACGAGAAAAUGCAUAUCGCCAAACGCUUCCUCCUCCCAAAGCAAAUCCGCGCCAACGGGCUAUCAGAUUCCCAAUUAACAUUGACCGACGACGCGUUGUUGCAUGUUGCCACGAUGUAUACGCGCGAAGCGGGCGUUAGGAGUCUGGAGCGUGCGAUUGGUGCUGUUGUCAGGUUUAAGGCUGUGGAAUGGGCUGAGUGGCUUGACGCGGGGAGUGGUAGUGCGGCGGGAGGGGAGGGGAACGCGAAGCAGAUCGGGGAUGUGGACGAGAACGAGAAAGGGGACAGGAACAAUAACAAUAACGAGAACGAGAAAGAAUGGCGGGCAACCGUAGAACCCCACGAACUCGAAAAGAUCCUUGGUAUACCCCGCUGGGACACCGAAGAGCGCGACCGUGAAGAAAAACGGGGCGUCGUAUACGGGCUCGUAGUCACCGGUAUGGGCGAGGGGGGUAUCCUACCCGUCGAAAGCACCGCUGUUCCAGGGGUGGGGAGGUUGAAGCUUACGGGGAGCUUGGGAGACGUGAUUAAGGAAAGUGGGGAAAUUGCGUUGAGCUGGGUAAAGACGCAUGCUUUUGAGUUGGGGAUCACGGCUGGGAGGGGGGUUGAUCCCCUGAAGGUUCCGGAUGUGAUUGAUGUGCAUUUGCAUUUGCCUGCUGGGGCGCAGAAGAAGGAUGGGCCGAGUGCGGGGAUUGCUAUGAUAUGUGCGUUUGUGUCUCUUUUGAGCGGGGCGUGUGUUCCGAAGGAUAUUGCUAUGACGGGAGAGAUCACGCUUCGUGGGCGGGUGACACCCGUAGGCGGAAUUCGAAUGAAAGUGCUCGGUGCGCACCGCGCACAGAUCCGCAAGGUGAUCCUACCGUGGGCGAACCGCAAAGAUGUGGAACAUGACGUGGCUCUGGAGGUCCGUCGGGAGAUGCAAUUUUUCUUUGUGAGGACUAUCGAUGAGGCUCUUGAAGCUGCGUUUGGGCGUGGUGCGUUAGGAUGGAGGAGGGAGAGUACCGUGUUGUUGGAGAGUCGACUUUGAGUCAUAUCCUGUUUGUAUCGCUUUAGAUUCGUUGUGUCUUCGUCUUUGGUUGCUUUCUUUCGAUUUCGAUCUUAUCGCUAUGUAUGUAUUCCUUGUACUCAUCUUGUAUUACACAAA